This is a messenger RNA of Xylona heveae TC161, 1150 nucleotides long. RefSeq lists its product as hypothetical. Bases 175 to 903 code for a protein of 242 amino acids. The record is from RefSeq and is a predicted model, not a curated record. The transcript has 2 exons. Lineage: Eukaryota; Fungi; Ascomycota; Xylonomycetes; Xylonales; Xylonaceae. Gene Ontology annotation, cellular component: mitochondrion.
AUUGACGGCGUCAGGAACCAUUGAUAUCAACACUCAACCCAAGCGCCCAAUUCCAUAUUCCAGAACGACUGAUUGUCGUUUCUUUGCAGGGGUAUCUUAAAGGAUAUCCUUCGAGGCUAUUUAGCGUUCGUUCUGGUCAUUUCACUUUUUCUUCCCAAAGAGCGUUUCUUCAAAAUGAUAAACCGAGCGUCGCAGCUACGGCUGUUCUUUCCUCCAACAUUCCGAAAUCUGAAAGUAUCGACAUGUCAGCAUGUUCGUUCGCUGCAUCAUCGGAUGCCGGCCUCGAGGGUUCCAGCACCUACUCCAUUCGUCCCAGAUACCCAGACAUUCCUAUCGCUCAUCGGUCGCAAUCUGAGCAAGCACGCAUCAAAGCUCCCUUCUUGGGAAGCACUCUUCUCGCUUUCUUCGCCACAGCUGCGCGAGCUAGGCAUUGAACCCGCCCGGGACCGCAGAUAUCUGCUACGGUGGUGCGAAAAAUUUCGAAAAGGACAGUAUGGCGUGGGCGGUGAUCUGCAGAAUGUUGUCGAGGGAAAGGCCGAAGUCCGUGUGGUUGAAGUUCCUGUUCCAAUAAAAUCCCAGUCCACCGGCGAUGCAGCGGCAUCAGCCACCGGUUCCGCAGGAAAAAGAAAAAUCGUUGUCAACCUCCCGUACGGCGAGUCUGAGCCUAGUAUUCCCGCCGAGUCGCUACAGCCCAUUCGCUUUAUGAAAGUGCAUGGCGCCAGUCAAGUCAAAGGACCUCAUGUCUCACCCGUCAAAGGCACACAGGGAACGGUAGCUACCAUUUCGGUCAUUGAAGGGUUGUGGGAGAACAAACGUGGUCGCAAGAUUGAUGGCGGUGAGCGCAGGAGGGCCGAGGUUCGAGCCAAGAGACAAGCAGAAGAGAGGCGAACUACGAGAGGCUAGAGUAUUUAAGUUGAACAUGUACUAUAAAUUUUCUGGUGUUCCGUGUGGUGUAUUGUUUAAAGAAAAGUCAUACCUCCGGCUGCUCGUUAUUGUCUGCUUGACUUACGUCUUGCCUUUUCAAUAAAACUUCUAAUCCAUAUUCUAGUUCUAUCAGCCAAUCCUGUGCCAGCUUCUUGCAACUCUCUGUUUCUUGUGCAAGGAUUAGAUUGCAACGAGACCGGACGCGACAGGAAGUACUGCAAAGUAG